Messenger RNA from Xenopus laevis (African clawed frog), 3553 nucleotides. It is a transcript of the gene st3gal2.L, whose product is annotated as ST3 beta-galactoside alpha-2,3-sialyltransferase 2, gene 1 L homeolog. Bases 781 to 1836 code for a protein of 351 amino acids. Gene Ontology annotation, molecular function: beta-galactoside (CMP) alpha-2,3-sialyltransferase activity; sialyltransferase activity; beta-D-galactosyl-(1->3)-N-acetyl-beta-D-galactosaminide alpha-2,3- sialyltransferase activity. Gene Ontology annotation, biological process: ganglioside biosynthetic process; sialylation; glycoprotein biosynthetic process. The transcript has 8 exons. The record is from RefSeq and is a predicted model, not a curated record. NCBI's taxonomy places the organism in Eukaryota, Metazoa, Chordata, Amphibia, Anura, Pipidae. Gene Ontology annotation, cellular component: membrane; extracellular region; Golgi cisterna membrane.
CUGUUGACUGAAUGAUUGCGGGUGUGUGGAGCUCACAAGAUGCUGCUGCUUUGUAGCUUCAGUGUGGAGAUGUUUAACCAUCAUGCCUCCUGCAUGCUUUGUACACUAAUAUGCGCCUCUGUCUGUGAAUGCUGCUAAAUGUAGUUCUGUAUAAAUGAAUAAAAUCACUGCAGGGAGGCUUUGCUAGGGUUUAUGGUUAGAGAGCAAAUGGAAGUCCCCAAACCCAGUUUGGGCAUCAUCGUUCAAUAUACUGAGUGCAAGGGUGGGACCCAAACAGCACAGAGAGGAGACCCAGUUCUAAUAAUAUAACUAUUGAUGGAUGGCUGAGGAAAUUCAAAAGAGAUUAGAACAUUUGAAGGUGGUGUCAGUUUAAACAGUAAAGUGAAGCAGCGUGUGAUGAAGUGACCUUUUGCGGCAGAAUGUGAGCAACAAAGCACAGAGUGAUUGUCUCUGUGCAUGAAUAUUGUGCACCUUCGCAGGAGCAUGGAACUGUACGCAAACAGAUGAAAGAGGAGUUCCUGAUGUGAGCAUGUUAACUGUGCAAAAUGGAUUGUGUAAAUGUUAGAAUACAUAGUGAUUUGCCGUCACUUUAGAUCCUGAUAAUGCUCUGACUCCUUGGCAUCUCAUCCAGAUGAACAUUCCUGUGUGCUUGACUACUUUUGGAAGCUUGGGCUCAUUGUAGCUCCUGCUACUGCUUGAAGGGUGGAGGUCCAUGCUGUGGAAAAGUGGGAUACUUAUUCAGGGCCCUCUAACACGGACCCCUUCAUAGCUAGCAUCAGGAUGAGGUGCACCCUACGAGUAUGGAUACUAAGUACCUCCAUCUUCCUCUUUAUCAUGUCCCUGCUCUUUACUUACUCUCACAAUGGCACAGAUGGCCCAGCCAAUCCAGAGUUAACAGGUUGGGCAUCUGCUGAUGGACACCCAGUAAGGCUUGUACCGGGGUACCCUGGAGUAAGGCACCGGCCUCCCCCUCCUCGGCUACCUAAAACUUGCUUGUGCAGACAAUGUUUGCGGCAACCUGGAUUCUCAGCCUGGUUUGACAGUCACUAUGAUGCAUCUGUUUCCCCUGUGUGGACCUUGGAGAACAGAGAGCUGUCUCCCGAAGUCCAGCACUGGUGGAUGAUGCUGCAGCCACAGUUCAGAUCACAUAACACUCCAGAGAUCCUUUCUCAGUUGUUCCAAAUCAUCCCUGGUCAAAACCCCUACAAGCAGCAGGACCCCCUGAGCUGUCGACAUUGCGCAGUUGUUGGCAACUCUGGUAAUUUGCGAGGCUCCAGCUAUGGAAAGGAUAUUGAUGGCCAUGAAUUUAUCAUGAGAAUAAACCAGGCUCCCACAGUGGGGUUUGAGAUGGAUGUGGGAUCCCGAACUACUCAUCACUUCAUGUACCCUGAAAGUGCCAAAAACCUGCCAGCCAAUGUCAGCUUUGUUCUUGUACCUUUCAAAGCACUAGAUUUGCUCUGGAUCACAAGUGCUCUAUCUACUGGGCAAAUUCGUUUUACAUACGCACCGGUGAAGGCCUUCCUGCGUGUAGACAAGGAGAAGGUUCAGAUCUAUAAUCCAGCUUUCUUUAAAUACAUCCAUGAUCGCUGGACUGAACAUCAUGGGCGAUAUCCUUCUACUGGCAUGCUUGUCCUUUUCUUUGCUCUCCAUGUCUGUGAUGAGGUGAAUGUUUUUGGCUUCGGAGCAGACAGCCGUGGGAACUGGCAUCACUACUGGGAAAACAAUCGCUACGCAGGAGAAUUUCGCAAAACUGGGGUGCACGAUGCAGAUUUUGAGGCCCAGAUUAUUGACACUCUUGCUAAAGAGGGCAAAAUCAAAGUUUAUCGCAGCACAUGAGCUUCUGCGGCCUUAAAUUUGUCCCAUUUUUGUAAGCUAACAAAGAGGUGGAGAAGCUCCCUUGAACUCAUAAUCAAGAUGGAUAAAAUGAUAUUAAGUGAUCAUGAGUCAGUCAUGGAUUUACAAGGUCUCAUGAUGUACUUGUAGAAAAUUAUUGUAUUGUUGCUGCCAAACUGCUGCCAAAUUUCUGAAGAUACGUAAUUUAAGGGAUGAAAUCAACUUGGUAUUUACUUUACUUAAAUCAGGAGAUUCUUUUAUCUGUAAGGUGGCACAUUAGGCCGUUCUUAUUUAACUUGUUGCCUCCCCCAAUAUAUUAGCACUUUGUAAAUGGUCAGAAAUAUGAAACAGAGCUUAUGACGCUCAUACUAUUAAUUAAAAUUUGCGGCCUUACCAGUCGUAUGCUUUUGCCUUACAGUGCUGCUUUGUCUCAAUCAGGCUUUAAAGCUGGAAUCAAUUUUGCCAAAAGAAAUCCAAUUUCUGUCUCACUCAGUUGCUGCUUAGAUUGAAUUGUUCAUUUUAAGGGUAAACUGAUAUAUACUUUCUUUUGCAGUCACACAAUCAUCUCGCUACCAGAUAGUACAGUACACUCUCAUACUAGCAGUUUACAGUCCAGUUUUAUUUCUUUUCACAAUACUCAGUCAGUUGGACUGUCAUGCAGGAAUUGUAUGUUUGCUUUUGUUAUAUAUGGGUACAUUUUUCAACCAAUCAUGUUUAUGUGUUGAAGGAACAGGGGACCUUGGUGAUUAUAGUUUUUGGAUUCUGUGCAGUGAAUAGUUGAUGUCAUUAAACUAUGUCUAGCUAUCUUGCAUAAAUCGCUAUACAUCAUUUAGAAUAUCGGAUGAAGGUACAUCAGGUUUGUAUAAACAUUAUGUAAACAUUUUACAUUGCUUCAGAAAUUUCUUGUAGGAAAUCCGGAUGAUAGCACCAAGCCUUUCAGAUUAUCUUUUUAUAGCGAAAUGGGUGAAUUUUUUUUCCAACAUAAGAUUGCUGCCCUUUCUAUGGGGUAUAUUUUUCAAAUUGUAAAAUAAAUUGUAAAAUUAGAGCAUAUCACAAUUCACUUGAUUGAAGUUCCUCCUCUAACUAUUGAUUUCUUUGGGAUAUUUGGUUGCAUUUAUAUCAAUGGGAAAAAGUAAGAGUUCAUCCUUUGAUAUAUUCUCUUUAAAAAAAAAAAAACAAUACAAAAACAUUAACAGAGUGGUGAAAUUUCACUGUGGGAAGUGAGCUCUAAUUUCACAUUUAAAAAUGCCCCUGUGUAACUCUAUAUUGGGAGUAAGGCUGAGAAUAUUUUGUCUUGGUUCAUAAGCUAAAUACUGUUGCUAACAUGAUGUUGUUCUUUUGUUGGUGUACAGUAAUAUUAUGUAUAGUAUUUGUGCGUUUGGGGGAUCUUUACCUGAUAAGCUCCAGAAUGUUUCUUUUAGAUGGCGGUUAUAUUUUAUUUUGGCUCGUCAUUUCCUUUUGAGGAGCCUAUGACCCUCUUUACAGCAAGAUGUAUAAGGAAAGAAUAGACCUUUGCCAAUACCUACCAGUGUUCACAAUAGUGUAGCCUAAUUUUUAGGCCUAAUAAAGUCAGGUUAGGCUAUGUUAAAUUUUCAGUAAGUUUCAAUGCACUUUUGUGGCUAGACAGCUGAAGUAACUGGAGUCUGUGGGCUGUAAUAUACACUCUUCUGUCUAUAGUCAAACACCAAAAAUCUAAAUAAAAGUGACGACUUCUUCCAAA